This is a messenger RNA of Lynx canadensis (Canada lynx), 3734 nucleotides long. Its product is annotated as leukocyte immunoglobulin-like receptor subfamily A member 6. Gene Ontology annotation, biological process: cytokine-mediated signaling pathway. The transcript has 9 exons. Lineage: Eukaryota; Metazoa; Chordata; Mammalia; Carnivora; Felidae. The record is from RefSeq and is a predicted model, not a curated record. Gene Ontology annotation, molecular function: inhibitory MHC class I receptor activity.
AGAUUGAUUUUAUAUCCUGCACUUUGCAGAUGACAUGAUAGUCUUCAUGGAAAACCUGAAAGUCUCCACCAAAAACAGGUAGAGCUGAUCUAUAGGUUUUUACCUCCAACGUAUUCACUAAUGCAUUUCUAAGUUUAUGUAUCUUCUAUAAUAUAAUCUCUGUUAUGGCUUCAAAACUUCAGUUUUCUUCUCUUUCAGAUGUGUAACAUGGAUAACAUAAUGAGUUUCCUAUAUUCUUACUGUUCUAUAAUCUCAGCUAUGAUAAAUGACUUAUAGAGAGUCUGACGUCCAUUCAUAUUGUACACUCACCUCCACACACCUAUUUCCAGAGACAGUUGCUCCCAGGGCUGUCUUGAAGCUGUAAGGGGUGGAUAGUCAUGGAAACCUUGUCCUGUGGCCUCCACUCUCCCAACAUAGCAUCUGAUGAGGGAAAUUUGGACAGUGAUGGCUCCCAUGGGAGCCACACAUUCACACAUGCACUGACACCCAUGUGGGGCUCCAACGGAAGGAAGCACUUUACACACAGACAGAGGGAACAUGGCUCAGUGCUGACCUUGGGCUGGAUCAGUGGGCAGAGACAUGUCAGGUCCCACUCCACACAUGGUGGAAGGUCAUGAAGCUUCCACAGUCACCCAGAAAGCACAUGCCCUUCCUGCCUGUGAACACCUGGCUGCCCCUCCUGGCCACACAGAGGCAGAAAUCAAAUUGGAUGACCCCCAGCUGGAUCCCAGGGACUGGUGGUCACUUGGCUUUGGCCUCUUUUUCUCUUGUGGUCCUGUCAAUUCUAGAAACGUUUGUUUCCCCUUUCUUGCAGUUGACGGAUGCCAGCUACGUCAGAAACAUCAUAAAUAGCAUUUCUCCACGUUAGAAGCAGAUGGGUUCUCUAGAGAGGGUGUAUCCCUGGUCCAACCUGACUGUGGGGCCCAACACCUGGUCCUCUCCUGUCCCAACCACACCCCUCUUAUUCAGGUUGGGAAACUAACAAUGAUUGAUUCUGCCAUGUUCCGGGUACCCCUGACCCCACACCCAUUAUGAGGAGUGGGGUUCAGGACAAAGUGCUACAGACCAGGUCCCUCUGCUAAGGUCUCAUGGGCAGCAGAUGAUGGAGUAAUAUUUACAUUAGAAUUAGCUUUGUCCCCCAGAUCAGGGCACUCACCCAUGCAUUGUCCCCUACAUCUUGCAUGCAGGGCCCCAGAAUGGGAAGGAGGACUCUGCCCCAGACAUAAGGGGCACUGAGAGACAGGAGGGACUCAUGGGCAUGUUCCCAGGAAGUGGAGGUGGAUGAUGACACAGGAAAAUAGAGAAGUCCAUGAAGGCUGUGACAGAAAGAAAGCCCACACUCUAAGGCCAGGAGAGGGCUGUGUUUCCUUCCCUAUUUCCCUGUAUUUCUCCUCUGUGUUCAUUGCCAUGGUGACCUUGACCUGAAUCAUGCAGAAAUGCCACAGGUAUGUCUGCACUGACAUGAGGCCACAGAAGAUCUAGAACCCUCAUCACCUACAGCAUCUCCGGAGCCUGGGAACCCCAUGUGUGGUGGCACCCCCAGGAUGUGGCGGACCAGCCCCCAAGUGGCCACACCCUGUGCUUCUGUCUGUCCUGCGGGCACUGAGAUCCCUCCAUCUGCACAACCAGGGACAGAGGCAGGAGACACCAUGACCCCCACCCUCACAGCCCUGCUCCUCCUCGGGCUGAGUGUGGGCCCCAGAACCCGAGGGCAGGCAGGGACCCUCCCCAAACCCUCCAUCUGGGCUGAGCCAGGCUCUGUGGUCCUCCGGGGUAGUGCUGUGACCAUUUGGUGUCAUGGAAUCCUGGAGGCCCAAGUGUUCUUUCUGGUUAAAGAGGAACACUCAGGGUUCUGGGAUGUUCAUUUCCCAAAGAAGCCUGGGAACACGGCCAAGUUCUCCAUCACACACAUGACAGAUAGACAUGCAGGACAGUAUCACUGUUCCUAUCGAAGCCCCGCUGGCUUGUCAGAGCGCAGUGACCCCCUGGAGCUGGUGGUGACAGGAUUCCAAAGCAAACCCCGUCUCUCAGCCCUGCCCAGCCCCGUCGUGACCUCAGGAGGGAAGGUGACCCUCCAGUGCACCUCAUGGAUGGGAUUCCAUAGGUUCGUCCUGAUGAGGGAAGGAGAACCCAGACCCGCCUGGACCCUGGACUCCCAGCGACCCACCAGUGGACAGUUCCAGGCCCUGUUUCCUGUGGGCCCUGUGACCCCCAGUGCCAGGUGGACGUUCAGAUGCCAUGGCUAUUUCAACAACACUCCCCAGUUGUGGUCAUACCCCAGUGACCCCCUAGAACUGCUGGUCUCAGGUGAGGGAGUCUGAUUUUUUGUGUCCAGGAAGCCCUCCCUCCUGACCCAGCAGAGCCCUUUCUUGACCCCUGGACAGAGGCUGACCUUCCAGUGUCGCCCUGAUGUUGGCUAUGACAGAUUCGCUCUGUACAAGGAGGCGGCACAUGACCUUCCCCAGCACCUUAGCCUGCAGCCCCAGGCUGGGCUCUCGGGGGCCGACUUCCCCCUGGGCCCAGUGAGCGGCUCCCACGGGGGCCGGUACACAUGCUAUGGUGGACACAACCUCUCCUCCGAGUGGUCGGCCCCCAGUGACCCCCUGGACAUCCUGGUCACAGGACAGCUCCCCUCCACACCCUCCCUCUCAGUGCAGCCAGGACCCAUGGUGGCCUCAGGGGAGAAUGUGACCCUGCUGUGUCAGUCCUGGAGCUCUGUGGACACUUUCCUUCUGUCCAAGGAGGAGGCACCCGAUCCCCCCCUGCGUCUUAGAUCAGAGUACCGAGAUGGGCAUUACCAGGCCAAAUUCUCCAUGAAUCCUGUGACUUCAGCCCAGGGGGGGACCUACAGGUGCUACGGCUCAUACAGCACCUCCCCCUACCUGUUGUCACACCCAGUGACCCUGGAGCUCCAGGUCUCAGUAGCAGCUGACACCAUCAGCCCACCCCAAAACAAGUCAGACCCCCACAUUGCCUCCAACCCCAAAGAUUACAUGCUGGAGAAUCUCAUCCGCAUGGGUGUGGCAGGCUUGGUCCUGGUGGUCCUCGGGAUUCUGCUAUUUCAGCCUCAACACAGCCACAGAAGAACCCCAGAUGCAACCAGGAGACAAACACAAUGAGAAAAUGGAGGCGACCCACCAUUCUGUGUGGCAGAGCUCUGGGAAUGAACCUAAUGGUCCAGGGGGUUCUGGAAGAAAAUCUGCAGCUUUGCCAGCAGAACUGUCUGCUGAGAAACUGUCUGGGCUGUUGCCUGGCCAGGACUCUUCGUCCAUGAACUGUGGUACUUUCCCUCCUGCCAUUGAUGGAUUCCCUUCACUGCCACCCUGUCUUUUUUCAUCCCUGUGACAGGAGGGUACAUCUCACACUGGUUUAGGUUCAUACCUUCCUACAGUGUCAUGUUCUGGUCCACUUUACUGGGAUACAUUUUCCUUUAUUUUCAAUUUUCACAUUCCCUAAUGUGUGCUGUCUACUUCCAUUCCUUCAGCACCAAACAAAACAUUUGUUUUAAUAAGUGAGUAAGUGGGUGAAAAUCAGAUCCACUUUGUGACAGAGAAAACCAAAACCAAUGCCUUAACUCCCUCUGGACUCAUAAAGCUCUUUGCUCCUCAUCCAAUGAUUCCUGGGGUAUUUUCCAGAAAUACCCGUAGUUGGACUGAGCACAGGGUUGUCUGAAGUGACAGCCUGGUGUUGUGCCGCUACACUGGUUCACGAGAUAAUCAUUUUUUAGAAAGCUG